Molecule: messenger RNA, 2692 nt
Organism: Leopardus geoffroyi (Geoffroy's cat)
Lineage: Eukaryota; Metazoa; Chordata; Mammalia; Carnivora; Felidae
Gene: CC1H1orf94
Product: chromosome C1 C1orf94 homolog
Exons: 7
Coding region: 518-2323 (601 amino acids)
Source: RefSeq, a predicted model, not a curated record
UUCCCUGGGAAGGCCCCACUGAGGAGCUGAUGGCGGGUCCCCGCCCCCACGGCGCCUAGCAAGGUGCCCAGUGCCGGGCUCUCGCCCAUCCAUCCGCGCGGCUUAGCGGGCGACAAUGGGCUGAGCCACAGGCUCCGCAAGGUGUCAGGGGCGCCUCACGACGGGGGUGUGCCAGGGACUUUGGGGAGAGCCCGCCCUCCCCCUCCAGCUGUUCCCAGAUGUCAUUCUGCCCGCCCAGGAGCCUGGUUCCUGAGCUCAGGGGGAUUCCACGGUUACUAAGCUACUGGUUUUUGUUGACUUUCAAAUAUUUUCUUCUAAGGGAGAGGGGGAGGGGGGCAAAAGUCAGGAGACAGCAAAUAAAAAGAAAUCAAACUAAGCUCCCCCUCCCCAGAAGAAACUUGCCCUCCAGCCACCACUCACACACACAUCGAAGGCCUCUGAACAUAGUCACCUUGCUGGAGGAACAGCCAGACAGAACUGACCUGCUUCUGCCCCUCCUCCUCUCCCCUUCCGGUGAAUGAGGGGCCGUGGUGGAUGGUCCCCCUGUCUUGGAGCCCUGGGUGGACAAAGGAGCUUCGGGAAAGAGAGGAGGAGGAUGGCCAGUGGGAAUGGGCUCCCUUCAUCCUCGGCCCUGGUGGCCAAGCGCCCCUCCGCCCUGGGCCCAUUCCCCAGAUACAUCUGGAUCCACCAGGACACACCCCAAGACAGCCUAGACAAGACUUGCCACGAAAUCUGGAAGAGAGUUCAAGGCCUGCCCGAGGCCUUGCAGCCCAGGACCUCAAAAGAACAGCUGUCUGCCCCCAUGACUGGGACUCCAAGAGACAACGGGCUCGGCUUCCAAGAAGAAGCUCUGGAGCUCAGCCGUGAUAAAGAUGAGAUCUCCCUGUUGGUGGAGCAGGAGUUCUUAAGCCUGACCAAAGAGCACCUCAUUUUGGUCACAGAGAGCUCGGAGGAGCUGGAGGCCCCCGGCACCUCUCCCGAGGGACCCAGACAGCUGGCUCCCUGCCUUCUCAUACCUCCUCCGGUGGCGGACAGCAGUGAGUACCCGGGGACCUCCAUCAUUGCUGGUGAUACGCUUCUUGAGCCGAAGGUGGCCAUGUCUGUCAUCAGCAGCCGGCCGGACUGUGAUUCUGUUAUGUCUACUGUCACGGGAAUUCUGCGUGCUGCUAAGGUCAAGAGUGUCAAGGGGACAGAAGAUGGGGGCCACAGCCUGGGUGCCUCUAACUCAGAGAUUGGCAAGCUCCUGGCUCAGUUCCCAUUCAAGUCCACAGAAACGUCCAAGGCUCCCGACAACAAGAUGGUGUUGGAGGAGACAAGGGUCAUCAAGGACUUCUUGCAGAACAGCAUGUUCGGUGGCCCAGGACCCAGGGAGCCCAUGGGGCUGGGCCCAUUCCUACUGCUACCGCCUCCGCCUCUGUCUGCACCCCCUGAGAAGCUCCCUGAGCUCCCUCCUCAGAAGAGGCAGCUCCCAGUGUUUGCGAAGAUCUGCUCCAAGCCCGAGGCUGACUCUGCUAUGGAGGGGCACCUCUUGAUGGAAUGGAACCCUAGCACCAAGGAUCCAACCAAGGGUCGAGAGAGCCUCUUUCUCAGUCAGUGGCCCCAGAGCCGGAAGGACACUGGUGGUGAGGAGAGUUGCAGUGACCCAAUAGGCUCCAUGUCCAUGGCCCUGCCAUCCACGAAGUCUGUAUGGCCAUCCGAGAAGAACCUGCUCUAUGAGUUUCUUGGGGCCACCAAAAACUCCAGCGGGCAGCUGAAGCUUCGCAGCAAAAUGGAGGUGGACGGGCUGGAGCUGAAACUUAACCCACCUGUGACAGUGGCCGACAAGAACAACCUCAAGUACACAGGGAAUGUAUUCACCCCACGCUUUGCCACAGCCUGGACCUCAGCAACCUUGAACCAGCCACUGUGGCUCAACCUCAACUAUCCACCUCCGCCUGUGUUCACAAAUCACUCCACCUUCCCACAGUAUCAGGGCCUGUAUCCACAGCGUGCAGCCAGGAUGCCCUAUCAGCAGGCCCUGCACCCCCAGCUGGGCUGUUAUUCCCGACAGGUGACACCGUACAAUCCACAGCAGAUGGGACAGCAGAUUUUCCGCUCUUCCUACACCCCCCUGCUGGGCUACAUCCCCUUUGUGCAGCCCAGCUAUCCGUACCCUCAGAGGACACCUCCAAAGCUCUCCGCCAAUCCCCGAGACCCUUCCCCCAUGGCAGGGGAUGGGCCGCAGUACCUCGUCCCCCAGGCGUACGGGUUUGGCUCGACGGCUGGUGGGCCCUUGAUGAAUAGCCCCUAUUUUUCCUCCAGUGGGAAUGGCAUAAAUUUUUAGAUGGUCUUCUCUUCUCCCCCCUCCUACCUUAGCCCUUGGAUCAGGGCUAAGGGCUCUGGAAUUCUGGAUUCUGUAAUAGCAGCGUGGCAUGAAGUUGGAGAAGCCAAGGCUCCGACCAGGUCAUAGACAGAAAACAGCAAGACCAGACUCAUCUGUUGACCAGCUCUCUCACACACAUAGCCCCCCUCACACACACCACCCGCUACACGUGCACCUCCCUCAUAUUCACACUCACCUGCUCAACCAUCUAUGCACCUGUAUUUAGCUGACAUGAGUGAUUUUUGUUUUUGUUGUUGUUGGUAAAAUAGAAAUAAGACACUUAAUUUUAGAACGUUUGUAUUUUAUGAUAAAAGUGAGAGCUGCUUGAAA